UUGCUCAUUUACGGCGGAGCGUCCGCGAGCCUCCGAGGCUGGAGGAACGGAAGUGGCCGUUCGCAGCUCCUACGAAGUUGGACAGAGGAUAACAGUUCUCGAGAUGGAUGGUGGAGGAUGGAUGUACAUUAAUGCCACUGAGAUGCACACUUAAAGGACUUAGGCCCUGCGACCUCUACCCGAGCUUUCUCAGCCAGCAGACGUCCAGCCGGCAGAAAUGCAAAUGGCCAGUACUCAUAUGGAAAAAUGUUCAAAUUGACGGCCUAGUAACGAGGAAACAUAUCCGGAGCCAACCCUGAAAUACUAUUUUCACAGAACCGAUGGCAGAGAGAGAAGAUGACACAAUCCUUCCAUAUUGCCCCGUGGGGUCCACCCCCCCAGACAUCAUACCUGCCCCGACCACAGGCGCUAGAAGUUUCGUUUUUCUAUGCCACUGGUUCUUAAACGUCGGCUCCAAGCCUGGGGUGAGGGCUGCUCCCUGCCUCACAUCAUCAACCUUGCAGAGUCUGUCAAGCACCCACUCUGCUCCAGCAAGGGGAAGCCUCCGAAAACGUUCAAGACACAGGCCCUACCUUCCAGCUCCUGGCUGGGCUGGCACUGCCCGCUGUGCCCCCCCAGUGGUGCCCUUCCAGGAAGUGUGGGGCCGCAGCUACUGCCGGGCGCUAGAGAGGCUGGUGGACAUCGUGUCGGAGUACCCCAGUGAGGUGCAGCACAUGUUCAGCCCCUCCUGCAUCUCCCUGCUGCGCUGCACCGGCUGCUGUGGUGAUGAGAACCUGCACUGCGUGCCCGUAGAGACGGUCAAUGUCACCAUGCAGCUCCUGAAGAUCCACUCUGAGGACCGGCCCUCCUACGUGGAGCUGACGUUCUCUCAGCACGUCCGUUGCGAGUGCAGGCCUCUGCGGGAGAAGAUGAAGCCAGAAAGCCACUUUGUCUUGACGCUUUUGGCUUAUUGCAGGAGGAGACCCAAGGGCAGGGGGAAGAGGAAGAGAGAGAAGCAGAGACCCAGAGACUGCCACCUGUGCGGCAAUACUGUUCCCCGGAGGUAACCAGCCCCUCAGAAGAGAGACAACCCCCACCCGGCUCCUGUAUUUAUUACCGUCACACUCUCAGUUACCUCCCUGCUGACACCUGCCCUCUAUUUAUUAGCCAAUUGUAUCCCUGCUGAAUGAUUUGCUUCCUCCAGGAUGAGGGGCAGGGAGGGACAGGACCCUCAGGAAUUCAGUGCCUUAAACAGAACGUGAGAGAAAGAAAGAAGGCAGCCACAGACCCAUGUGUGUUUCAGCUGCGGGAGAAGCGCGCAGACGCGGCUUUGUGAGGGGCACGCCAGGGCCCGGUGGGCUUCCCCGGAGCAGGAGACAGAAUGGGACCUGCCUCCUGUUCCGACCCUGGACCGCGUGGACCAACAGCGCUGGCUUUGGGAGCCCCUCGCCCCGGCAGGAGCAGAGGAGCCUGUUCUGUCGCCCGGGCCCAGGCUGGAGGGGAAGGCAUGCCGGGGAUGGAGGGGUCCUUCUGCGUCCUCCUCCUCCUCCUCUGGGCAGCAGCUCCGCACCCUGGAGAUCCGCCGACCCCAGAGAACGAUGCUUGCCUGGGGGCCUUUGCCACUCCUCGCGCCCUAGUCUGUCCUGACGUCUUGCACUGCUUCGUGCUGGGACAUUGUUCUUUACGGUCAAGGCAUCACCACCUGCCCCUCUCAGGGACACAAGCAAAGAGGCGGCCCUAGGCCGGACGUGGAGCAAGCCGCCCCUCGGUGGCUGUCCGGCUGCCAAGCCAGAUUCUCUUGAAUAAAGUAUUCUAGUCUGGA
This is a messenger RNA of Leopardus geoffroyi (Geoffroy's cat), 1801 nucleotides long. It is a transcript of the gene PGF, whose product is annotated as placental growth factor. Gene Ontology annotation, cellular component: membrane. Bases 321 to 1046 code for a protein of 241 amino acids. The transcript has 11 exons. Gene Ontology annotation, biological process: sprouting angiogenesis; vascular endothelial growth factor receptor signaling pathway; vascular endothelial growth factor signaling pathway. Lineage: Eukaryota; Metazoa; Chordata; Mammalia; Carnivora; Felidae. The record is from RefSeq and is a predicted model, not a curated record. Gene Ontology annotation, molecular function: vascular endothelial growth factor receptor binding; chemoattractant activity; growth factor activity.